AUGUCUACGUCUUCUGGCACCCCCGAGUCCUGGAUCUCCUCCUUCUGUUCCCUCUUGGGCCACGAAUACUUUGCUGAGGUAUCGGAGGAAUUUAUUGAAGAUGACUUCAACCUAACAGGCCUGCAGUCGCAGGUGGCCAUGUACAAGGAGGCUCUUGAGAUGAUACUCGAUGUCGAACCCGAGGACGACGAGGAUGAAGAAGAGGAGGAAGACGAGGAAGAGGAUGAGUCGAUCGAAGGCGCCGAUAGGAUGCGGCAGUCCGAACGACGAAACCACAGCCGCGUCGCGAGCGACCUCUCCGUCAUCGAAUCCUCGGCCGAGAUGCUUUACGGCCUCAUCCACCAACGAUUCAUAUGCUCUCGCGCUGGCAUUCAACAGAUGUCAGAGAAGUAUGAACUGGGACACUUUGGCGUAUGCCCCCGUAGUUACUGCGAACAGGCGCGAACGCUGCCCGUCGGUCUAUCGGACAUUCCGGGAGAGGACACAGUGAAGCUGUUCUGCCCCUCCUGUCUUGACGUCUACGUCCCGCCCAACAGCCGCUUCCAAACCGUCGAUGGUGCUUUCUUUGGUCGCACCUUCGGCGCAUUAUUCCUCUUGACCUUCCCCGAAUACGACCUGACUAAGCGAGGCGCCGACGUGCUAGCAGGUGCACGAGUGACCGAAGACGAAAAGGAACAAAUGUUGAACGGCAUGUACGUGUGCAACAUUGCCCCUGGCUUAGGCGGCACUAAGAUUUACCACCCGCGCAUCUACGGCUUCCGCGUAUCCGAAGUGGCUCGUUCCGGUCCGCGCAUGAAAUGGUUGAGGGGCAAGCCGGACGACAUGUCGGAACUGGACGAGGCGCGUCGUUUUGCCGAGGACAACCCGGACAGCGAGGACGAGGACGAAGCGAGCAUGAACUUGAACGGACGGCCUAUGCAUCGGCUACGACCCCGAAGACGACAGGGUCAGGGUGGGAGUCCGAUGGCAGUAGAGAUGAAUGGUGCCGAAUCAGGACUCUAA
Messenger RNA from Pseudomassariella vexata, 1002 nucleotides. Its product is annotated as casein kinase II regulatory subunit-domain-containing protein. Gene Ontology annotation, molecular function: protein kinase regulator activity. The record is from RefSeq and is a predicted model, not a curated record. The coding region runs from base 1 to 1002 and encodes 333 amino acids. Gene Ontology annotation, cellular component: protein kinase CK2 complex; cytoplasm. The transcript has 2 exons. Lineage: Eukaryota; Fungi; Ascomycota; Sordariomycetes; Amphisphaeriales; Pseudomassariaceae.